AUGUGCCGUGCUCCAUCAUUGCAUCGCUUCGGCCUUCGUGGUGAUACUAUUGAGUGGGGAAAUCCUGACACGGGCGACGGAGUAAUAAGAAAAUUGUAUUCCGACGCUAAAGAUGCCGUUUUGACGGAUACCCCCCAGGAGUUACCAUCUUCAGUGUUGAGUGAGCUUUGGGAGAAGUAUAAACAUCGUUUUCCAUCCAUCCCAACCGAUUUCGACUUCUAUGAGCGCAUAUCUCGUGCGAAGAUAACGCGGAUUAAUGUGCACGGUUGCGAGAUUGAGGUUCGUCAAUGCGGCUUAGGUCUACCAUGGUUCAUUGAUGAAGCCAAUCGUAUUAAGUUAAUGGGUUGUUUCGAACCAGGUUCCAUAGAAGCAGCUUCUAUGCUAGACAAUUCAAUUCAUCAUCGCAUUCCAUUUUUGGAAGACAGCACCAGAUGGUUGGCAUUGCCAGGCGCACUGGCGUCGUAUCUGCCGAAUGUGCGAGUAGUUGAGCACCGCAGCGACAUAGAUGGGUACGAGUACGUCACUGUGUUGCACGACUCUGAGCGCAAUUACACGUGGACGUAUGAGAAAUCUACGCGCCAGCGAGCGUCAUCUUUUGAUGGGAAGGGCGCUUUGGAGUUAUACGAAUUAACUGCUUCUGGCAUAAGGCCAAUCCGCGCCGAAUGUGUUUCUAAGUACAAACCUUUCGUGCCGGUUGAUUUCUUUAAUGUUCCACAGAAUGUGACCCAUUUCUUUCCACGUAAACCGUUAGACACGGGCGUUUUCCGGUUGCCCAAGCUGGAUGAUGUGUUGAAUAUAAAAAUGCGUAACAUGGACCGUGACCACGCCCUGGAAUCGUCGAAAUCGAAAGCCCCCUUCGGUUACUUGCAAACCUACCAAAACUUUUGGAAGACGGUUUCAACACGUGAGCAUCAGUCUGGCGCCAUUGUACGUUAUCGCCGACUUGGCAAAGGCGAUUUGGUGGUUUCUGAUAUUUGCUUGGGCACAAUGACGUUUGGCAACACUGUAGAUGAGGCGUGUGCUGCACGUCUGCUGGACUUUGCGUUUGACGAAUUUGGAGUAAAUUUCAUCGACACCUCCGAACUAUAUCCUUUGCCUGCGUCUGAGGAUAGUCACGGGGUGGAUUUCGCGACGUGGACCUUUAGAGAGAUCGAAGAUGGUGCUGGCUACGAAGAUCGCAAGUCGCAGCCCACAUUUAUCGUGGCUACGCCCCAGUCACGCAUUUUUAGCGCCUGUGAACUGUCUAAAUCACACAUAAUAAGGGCGGUUGAUGGCUGUUUGUCGCGUCUGAAGACCGAUUAUAUCGACCUGCUCCAGCUGCAUUGGCCGGACCGCUACGUGCCAAUGCAUGAGAGCGGCGAUUUCAGCGACGUGUUAUUCGAUGCUGAGCGUGCGGAGAGCAGUGAUUCGGUGCCGAUGGAGGAGCAAGUGGACGCAAUUCGAACGCUUAUUUCUCAGGGAAAGAUUCGCCACUGGGGCCUGUCGAACGAGACCCCUUGGGGGGUGUUGCGAUUCACCCAGCUGGCCAAAGAGGCAGGUAUUGAGGGUCCCGUUUCAGUGCAGUUGAACUACAACCUGCUUUGCCGAAACGAUGUUGAGAAGGGCUUUGUGGAGCUAUGCCGCCCGCACAACACAGGCAUUGGCAUUCUGGCGUACGGCCCUCUGGCUGGCGGCGUGCUGACCGGUAAAUAUUUGGAAUACGUGGACACCACCACAUCCGGUCGUUUGUUGCGUUACCCGUCAUACAUGAAACGUUAUCGCGGCUCGCUGGCUGCACGUGCUGUGAAGGAGUAUUACGACAUAGCGAUGUCCUACAAGUACCCUAAUUUGUGCGCCCUUGCUAUGCGUUGGGUGUUAACACGUCCGUUCAUUUGCAGCACGAUUAUUGGGGUGAACGACAUGUACCAGUUACGCGAGAAUCUGCACUGCUUGAACCCGUGCCUCGGCGUGACCGAUCUCAUGGAGCGCGAGAUUAAUCAGUUGCACUGGAAAUGGCGCGACCCGCUCCGCAUAUGCCAAUAA
Messenger RNA from Babesia bigemina, 2022 nucleotides. Its product is annotated as aldo-keto reductase, putative. Bases 1 to 2022 code for a protein of 673 amino acids. The record is from RefSeq and is a predicted model, not a curated record. The transcript has 10 exons. NCBI's taxonomy places the organism in Eukaryota, Apicomplexa, Aconoidasida, Piroplasmida, Babesiidae.